Prorocentrum cordatum is the source of this 1029-nucleotide messenger RNA. NCBI's taxonomy places the organism in Eukaryota, Dinophyceae, Prorocentrales, Prorocentraceae. The record is from the annotation of a GenBank genome assembly.
AUGACGGCCCACUGGAUGGAUGGCGGCUGCGCGACGGCGGCGGAGGAGCCGGCAGGCGGCGUUGACAGGCUACCCGGCGACGUCGACACUGUCAUUUUCGUCGACGUCGACGGUGUGCUGAACGUUGGCGCCAAGGACAGAAGCGGAUCGCCCAUCCUGCUCAACGACUCGAACAUCAGGCUGGCGCGAUCCUUGUGGCGCGAAUCAUGCUGGCCCGAAAACUACCCGGAGCGGGAGCGCCUAACAGUGGAGACGUUGAUGGCUGUCUGUCAGAAGAGGCUCGACGGCGAGAGCGAGACACUCGCCAAUCUGGCCACCCAGAACCCCUCCCACAUCUCGGACGUGCUUGUGGGGCGCCUCGCAGAGAUCAUUGGCCUUGCUGGCCCGCGGGCAAUCAUCGUCCUGUCGUCCACCUGGCAGGCAGCACGCCACAAGAAGCGCCUCGAGGAGCUCCAGCGCUGCCUGACAAAGUGGCUCGGGCGCGAGUUUCGCUUCGACGCCAGCACUGGCUCGUUAGACGAGCUGCCCAACGGGCGCCUCCGGGCUAUUGGUAACUGCGUGGCGGAACUGACGGCCCAGGGAGGCGCGGCGGCCGCGGCGGCGGAGGCAGGGCGACUGAGGGUGCUCUUGCUGGAGGACUUCUUCAUAUCGCCCCUCAGGGGCACGUGGUCCCUCGACGGGCAGCCGAUAGACUCUCCCGCGUCGGUGGAGGAGUACAUCGGGAGCCGCGUGUUGCCUCCGGCUGCCGCGCGGGUGAGGCUGAUCCACACCUACUCGGAGUGGGUCACCGGCGACGGGUCGCUGCUGUGCUGCGGCGUGGGCCUCUCCCGGGCCGACGUGGAGAGGUCCAGGGAGCUCUUCGGCGUCGCCGCGGUCGGCACGCCCGACGCCAGCUCUCCGGAGCCCCGCAAGCCCUCUUUCGGGCUCUGCCCGGCGCAGCUUCUGGGCCUGCCGACCUGGUCCUGGUGCGCGCAGGGAGCGAGCUCGGUUGCGUUCACCACCAUCUCCGUCUCCUCCGCCCCCGUGUGA